Molecule: messenger RNA, 5617 nt
Organism: Oncorhynchus kisutch (coho salmon)
Lineage: Eukaryota; Metazoa; Chordata; Actinopteri; Salmoniformes; Salmonidae
Gene: dlec1
Product: DLEC1 cilia and flagella associated protein
Exons: 38
Coding region: 113-5383 (1756 amino acids)
Biological process (GO): negative regulation of cell population proliferation
Cellular component (GO): cytoplasm; cilium
Molecular function (GO): tubulin binding
Source: RefSeq, a predicted model, not a curated record
UGGCCCCUUUAAGAACCCCGGGCCGUUUCUAUGGUUACUACUUGUACACAAAGAGCUGGCGGCAGUAGCUGGGAAGAAAAGUGCUACUUUCACACCUUGCCAGACUGCAACCAUGCUUGAGGAAUCUCAGCCAAGACCCCAAACAGGGUUAGACCCGUCCAUGAACCGUCAUCGACCUGCAUCAGAAAAAACACAGGACAUUUCACAUUUAUUGGCAAGCAUCUUCAAGGAUCUCUACACAACAGAGAUUAUUGGGAAAGACACAGUUGCCAUUCUCACCAAGACAAGAAGGGGAGGCAACAACUACCAUGACAAAUAUGUGGAGGAUCUUCAACAGGUCCAUUCAGAGUACAGCCGUCGGAUGCGUGAUGCUGACAUGUUGGAGAACCACAUCAUUCAGGCUCGGAUCCAGGCCACGGCCACAGAGAGCAGGGCCCACACCAAGGUGGUGGAGGAGGUGGGAGAGGCCUACCAACAGCUGGGUCUGCCUCCAGUCAGGUGGACCUUCAUGUGGUGUGUUGACAACGGCCUUCUGAAGAGUAACAACUUGAUCUGUCCAGAAGACUACAUCACAGGACUGAACCCGCUCAUCAAAGCCCCCAGAGCCAUGUCCGCCCCAGGCUUUGCCAAGCCGACUGUGUCCUACAACAGACACAUAUGCUACCUUCCCCAGGACGAUGGCUACACAGUGAUCCCUCCCCCAGAGCGGACAGCCCAGAGCUUGCUGGAGGAGUCAGAAACGUCCCUCACCCUUGCCUGUAGCUCAGACACCUGCACCCCCCGAAGCCUACCUAGCCAGAAGGUGUGCCGAGUGAGGAAGCCUAAGUGGAUGUAUGAGCUGGGUGCUAAGAGCAGAGCAGAGGAGAGGGCUGGCCUUCAGAAACUACAGCAGAGACACAAGUUCCUGCGGAACCCCAGAUUCCUUCCCCCCAACGCACACCAGGGGGGCAAGUCGCUCAUCCUGCUUUGGGAAAAGGGAGACAGGGGAAGGAAGGGGCAAAAGCAGGAGAGAUCCCCAGCUGAGCCCAUCCCUGUGUUCCUGGCCAAUCCACCUGUUGUCUUCUUCACUGACUAUAGAGUGGGACAGGUAUUUGAGACUACAGUGGAGCUGAGGAACAUGACUGCUACCAGCCGACAUGUCCGGGUCCUCCCCCCCACCACCCCUCACUUCUCCCUGGGUCUCGGCAGGUUUCCAGGCGAGGGGGGUAUCGUAGCCCCUGGGAUGUCCUGCCAGUACACGGUACUGUUUGCUCCAGACUCCCUGGCUGACUACCAAGACUUCCUGGUUGUAGAGACUCAGGCCCAAUAUCCACUGCUGGUUCCCAUCGAGGCCCGCAGACCGCCACCUAUACUGACACUGCCCAGUGUUCUGGACUGUGGCUACUGUCUGGUAGGAGGGGUGAGAUUCAGACAGUUCCUGUGUUGUAAUGAGGGCCUAAGUGCUGGAACCUUCUGCAUCCUCCCCCGGAGACAGUGGCCCGCCUCCAACAUCAGGUCUGUAGUAACUACCAGCUUUGCUGAGGAGCCCCCGUUUGCAGUCAGCCCCUCCCUGUUUGAACUGCAACCUGGGCAGACCACAGUGGUGGAGGUGGUGUUCUUCCCAAUGCUGGCAGAGAGUUGCUCCCAGGUCUUCACCAUAGUAUGUGACAACUGCCAGGUCAAAGACAUCACUGUACAAGGUCAGGGCCAGCUGAUAGGUCUAGAGCUGGUGUGUGUGUCUGGGGAAGAAGAGGUCCCUGCUCUCGGAGAACUCUGUGACGUCACAGCUGAACACUAUGUCCGCUUCCCCACUGCCAACCCUUACUCCGUCCAACAGAAGACACUCACCAUCAGGAACAACACUCACUUGGAGCUGGCGUUCCAUUGGCAGAUCAUGCAGCCCAACUUGCAGACCCUCCUCCCUGGGGAGAUCCCUGACCCCGCCCACAUCCAGUACCACUUGGCCAAUGACGACGUGUUCUACGUCAGCCCCGCCUCCGGCCUGCUAACCCCCCUACAGGACCAUGAGUUCCUCCUUACAUACCAGCCCCAGCAGUUGAUGGACUACCACCGUGUGUGUCACCUGGUAGUGAGGGACGUCCCAGAGCUGCCCAGAGAGGAUGAACCUCUGGACACCGCCCCCAAGGUGAACGAUGUGAUUGUCAUGGAGAUAGAGGUCAAAGGGUUGACACAGGCCUACCAGGUCCUGUUGGAGCCUUACUCUAUUCAUAUCCCUGGAGAGGUGUUCAUAGGCACCACCAUCCGCAGGAGCUUCAAGAUGUGGAACAACAGCAGAUCCAGAAUCGCCUUCCUUUGGGAGAGGAGUGGUGACUGUCACAUCAUGGAGGUGGAGCCCCCUGCUGGGGAAAUAGAGAUGAACGAGUGUUUUGACCUGGAGCUGGUUCUGACCGGAGGGCGACCAGGUGCGGUCAUAUCCAGACUGCUGUGUCAUGUUCAGCACCAUCACCAACCUGUUGCUCUGGUCAUACAGGUCACCUUCAAGGGUCCGCAGGUGUCUGUGAGUGUUCCCAGUCUUGACCUAGGUCUAAUGCAGCUAGGUGACCAGACCCAGGCCACCAUGGUCCUCACCAACACCACUCAUCUAGAGGCCUUCUGGAGCCUGGGGCCAGAGAAGGCAGAGAGGACAGACAGUCUGGAGUCUGGGAAGGCAGAGAGGACAGACAGUCUGGAGUCUGGGAAGGCAGAGAGGACAGACAGUCUGGAGUCUGGGAAGGCAGAGAGGACAUACAGCCACCACACACAGAUCACAGUGCAGCCGUGUAAAGGAGUGCUGCCCUCUCUGGCCUCCUGCAGUGUAGACAUCCUCUUCAGACCCCUGUUCUGUCAACACUUUGACACCGUGCUUGAGCUGGCUGUGGAGAAUGGCCAAGGAUGUCACCUGUCGGUGCAGGCAGAUGUCCACUCUCCUCAAGUGUGUCUGUUAACCUGUGAUCUGGUAUUCUCUGAGCUCUAUGUCGGAGUUCCUGCCCGGGGUUCCAUCACCCUGAUCAACCAGACCCUGCUGCCUGCUCACUACACCUGGACCAUGCUCCAGGGCCAGCAGGCGUCUCUGUGCUCGGCUAGUUUCACUCCCUCCUCUGGAACUCUGGGACCCAACGCCAAGAAGGACGUCACUGUGGCCUUCACAGCUCACACUGAUAUGGAGUUAAGUGCAGUAGCAGCGUUGUGUGAGGUGACAGGGAUGAAAGAUCCUCUGGUUUUGCGAUUCUUCUCUACAGCCCAGAGACUCAACGUGUCCUACUCUCUACUUAGAGACUGUCCUGGAUUAGAUGAAGAGGACCCUGCUGUAUCGUUGGUUCUGGACUUUGGAGACAACGUCCUGUUGAAGCGACCAAUCACCAAGCAGCUGGUUAUAACCAAUCACACAGCAAUCCCAGCCCCCUUCACUCUGGAGGCGGAGUACUUCACUGGACACGCCCCCUCACCACCAGCCGGCCAAUCGCAGCAGAGGGGCCUGCAUGUGAGGAAGCCUUUACACUCUGUUCAAGCUAAGAAAGUAGAGGACAAGGCACAGGAAGGGUUUGUGAGUGGGCUGUUGGCCCAUGGGAAGGGUGCAGCGUUCUUCGUCCACCCAGAUUGUGGCAUUCUGGGAGCGUUUGAGACUCAAACCAUCGACAUCACAUCCUUCACCAACAUGUGGGGGGAAUACAGAGACCAGCUCAUCUGUAAGGUGGGGGACCUCCAGCCCAAGCUGAUCCCCAUUCAGAUGACAGUGAUGGGCUGUCCUCUUUACUUCCAGAUGAUUGGUCCACAGCCAGACAGACAGAACCAGGGACCAAUCAUACGGUUUGGUACUCACGUCUCUGGAGGAGACACAGUGUCCCGCUCUCUACGUCUGAACAACACAAGCCCCUACGAUAUCCGUAUGGACUGGGAGAGCUACAACGUGGACCAGGAGGACAGGAAGCUGCUGGAUGUGGUGGUUGCCUACGGAGACGCCUUUCCCCUGAAGGACGCAGAUGGCAACGAGGUGGUUGGGGGCGGGGCCAUGUCUAAUGAUACUCCGCCCACUUGGGACCGGAGCCACACACCCAGCACUGAGGGAACAAGCUCCUCCCUCAAGAGCAUGUCUGACCUUGAGGAGGAGAAGGAGGAGGAAGGAUCUGUCCACUCUGCGUCUCCUCAGAAGAGGCUCUUCUCUGUCUUCAUCAGGCCGCAUGAAGGCAACGCCUCCGACUACCCAUACUGCAUCACUCCACAGCAGAUAAAUGUCCCAGCAGGGGGCAGCAGCACCAUCCACGUCUCCUUCACUCCCCUGACCCUGUCAGAACUGACCUCUAAUGCUGCCUGUGUAUCCUUCGCUUUGGGCUUCAUGAGCCUUGACUCCAAGGUGUCGUCCUGUAUCCCAGGUAAGGUUCAAAGGGCUCAGGGUCAGGAUCUGGAACCUCUCAGAUUGGACCUCCAGGCCUCCGUCAGACCUGCCGUCCUGUCAGUGCAGAUGGAGGAGGAAGAGGAGUGUCUGGAGUUCUGUGCUGUGGCAAGUGAUUUAAUACAGGGCGAGCCACACAAUGAGAUGGUCCAGAGGAAGUGUUCCGUCACACGGACGUUCCAGUUGAAGAACAGUACAGAGAUGCCUCUGAGUUUCAGGCUGAGCACCCAGCCUCCCUUUUCUGUACUGCAGCCUAGAGGGUGUGCCGGGACAGCCGACUGCUCCUCCCCCAGCCACAGCCUCCCACCUGGGGACAACCAGCUACUGCUGCUCCAGCCACGACACAACAAGCAGGUGAAGGUGGCGUUCCACAGCUCUCUAUCCAUGCUGGCCUAUCUGAGGCAGUCUGCAGAGGAAGUCCCGCCCAACGUGUCUCUGGUUACCAAUGAGAGUGGAGAGAGGAAGCUGAGGUUCCGGCAGACCCUGUCAGUGCAUUACAACAACAACAGUCUGCAGACCGUGCCACUCUGUGCCCACCUGUCCCUGCCCACUGUAAGUCUUUCCUGUGACAGUCUGGACUUUGGUACCUGCUACGUGGGUCAAACCCUGGUCAAGGAGGUCCAUCUUUCCAACCGAGGAAGCUCCUCUAGCUACUGGAGAGUAAUCAUAGACUCUGGUGAGGAAGAGGAAGGGUCAGAGUUCAGAGUGACUCCUGACUGUGGGGUCCUGAAGCCGUUGGAGUAUCCUGUCUCCUCUUGCACACAGCCCCUACAGAUCAGCUUCACAGCCAGCAAGGAGAGGGAGUUUCAAGCCACAGCCGUAGUAAAGGGGUUCCUGGGGGAGCCCCCUUAUCGCUACACAUCCAGGGACGCGGCUCCUUCGACCAGAGAUUUGUGUCUCUACUUACCGACAUUUAGCAGGAGUCUCAGGGGACAUGACCUUAACCUGAGAACACUGGCAACAGUUGUGUGCACUCUUUGCCUGUAUUUAUCACGCCUUGUACUUAGUGAAUAGCACAGGAGGUUGGUGGCAUCUUAAUUGGGGAGAACAGGCUUGUGGUAAUGACUGGAGCGUAAUAGGUGGAAUGGCAUUCAAUAAAUGGAACACAUGGUUUACAUGGUUUGAUGCCAUUCCAUUUGCUCCGUUCCAGCCAUUACUUGGAGCUGUCCUCCCCUCAGCAGCCUCCACUGGUGUGUAUGAUGUUACUGUGUACGUUGUUGGUUUAUGGAAAUGAACAAUUCAACUAUU